Molecule: messenger RNA, 1592 nt
Organism: Vitis riparia (riverbank grape)
Lineage: Eukaryota; Viridiplantae; Streptophyta; Magnoliopsida; Vitales; Vitaceae
Product: protoheme IX farnesyltransferase, mitochondrial
Exons: 7
Coding region: 72-1340 (422 amino acids)
Biological process (GO): heme biosynthetic process
Cellular component (GO): mitochondrion; membrane
Molecular function (GO): protoheme IX farnesyltransferase activity
Source: RefSeq, a predicted model, not a curated record
UAAACCAGCAGAACAGGAGGUAGAAGACUGAGAGCCCUGGGAAGAAAGGUCUCACCGAAUUCAAAUCCACCAUGUGGAGAAACUCACAGAGUCUCUAUUCAAAACUCGUUUUCUCCCGAAACCCUAACCCUAACCCUACUUUUCUCACUUCUUCAUCCAUUUCCUCUCUCGAUGCCAUUGUUAGACCAUUCUCUAUCGCCUCAGAUGGAGCACGAACUGUCGGAUCUACCAUCAAUACGACGUCGUUGUCGGCCAGAGACGCCGUCGACCUUGCUCGCCACUACGGUCGCUGUUACUGUGAGCUCUCUAAAGCUCGCCUCAGCAUGCUGGUUGUAGCAACUUCUGGGACUGGAUUUGUUCUUGGCAGUGGCAAUGUCAUUGAUUUUGGUGGACUUUUUUGGACUUGUGCUGGUACCAUGAUGGUUGCAGCAUCUGCUAACUCCUUAAAUCAGGUGUUUGAGAUAAAUAAUGAUGCUAAAAUGAAGAGAACAAUGAGAAGGCCGCUACCUUCUGGUCGCCUUAGUAUACAUCAUGCAGUCACCUGGGCUUCUUCUGUUGGUGUAGCUGGCACUGCUAUUUUGGCAUGCAAGGCUAACAUGUUGGCAGCGGGGCUUGCAGCUUCUAAUCUUCUUCUUUACGCCUUUGUAUACACUCCAUUGAAGCAAAUUCAUCCAGUGAACACCUGGGUUGGAGCUGUUGUUGGUGCUAUUCCGCCACUGCUUGGGUGGGCUGCAGCUGCCGGACAGGUUUCACUCAAUGGAAUGAUUCUUCCUGCUGCCCUCUAUUUUUGGCAAAUACCCCAUUUUAUGGCCCUAGCAUACUUGUGUCGUGAUGAUUAUGCUGCUGGGGGGUAUAGAAUGCUUUCUUUUGCUGAUGCAUCUGGUCGGAGAACUGCAGUGGUGGCUUUGAGGAACUCCCUGUACUUGAUUCCAUUGGGUUUCAUAGCCUAUGAUUGGGGUGUAACUUCAGGAUGGUUUUGUCUUGAAUCAUCACUCCUCACCCUUGCAAUUAGUGCUGCAGCAUUUGCUUUCUACAGAGACCGCACAAAACAAAAGGCCAGGAGGAUGUUCCAUGCCAGCCUCCUGUAUCUCCCAGUAUUCAUGUCUGGGCUUAUAGUUCACCGUGUGACUGAUAACCAACAGGGCCUUGUCCAAGACAACUCCGAGAAGACGGUUGAGCUAUCAUCUUCCUCGGGCACUCUAGAACAGGAGAAUGAAAAUGUGAGAAGUCAGAACAAGGCAAGGUGGCCUGCAGCUGGGAGUCCAGCAAAGUCACCAGUGGCUUAUGCGUCUGUGGCACCAUUUCCUUUCCUGCCGGCUCCUAUUUAUUCGGCUGAUUAAUCUCUGUAUAUGCAGUUGAGUUUAAUCUCUGUAUAUGCAAUUAAGUUUAUGUACAAUAAAGAUUAAGGUGGGGUGUCAUCAUGUACUUUCUCUUUCAGGUUGGCAACAUUUUUCCGGAUGUUGGGUUCGAAAUAAUAAUGUUUGGUUUGGCCAGUUUUGGUUGAGUUUUACCUACAAUGCGAUCAGGUAAAUCCAUUCAUUGUAUAAGCGGCAACAUUUAUAUGCAAAUCAGUUAAUUGCUUUUAUCCUCUA